CCCUCCAGGGCGAGCGGCGGGAGCCCGCGGGCGUCGUCUCCCCGCGCGAUGUUCUCGGCAGGAGCGGAGAGUCUGCUCCACCAGGCCAGGGAGAUCCAGGAUGAGGAGCUGAGGAAGUUCUCUUCCCGGAUCAGUAAACUGCUGCAGAAGGAGGACUGGAGGCCCGAAGCCAUUGAUGGCCUGCGGAGGCUCUUCCUCAUCAUCUCUGCCACAAAAUACCCCAGGAAGCUGGAGAAGACGUGUGUGGACCUGCUGCAGGCUGGCCUCUGCUCACCCACCUGCCCUGAGCAGCACCAGGUUCUGUGCGCUGCCAUCCUGAGAGAGAUGUCGCCCUCCGGCAGCCUGAGCCUGUCCUGUGAAAACAUCCGGAACACCCAGCAGCUGAGCCUCGUGGCCUCUGUGCUCCUGGCCCAGGGUGCCAGCGAGCAGGUCAGAGGCGUGGGCCAGCGCGUCUUCAAAGUCCUGGAGAGCCGGCAGCCCGAGGGCUCCAGUCUGAGGCACCUCCUCCCAGUCCUGUGGAAAGUCACCGGCCUGGCCCCAGGCACCUUCCAUGAAGACCAGGUCAACCUGCUCAACAAGAGGCUGGUGGACUGGCUCCGCUAUGCCAGUGUCCAGCAGGGGGUGGCACACUCCUCUGGAGGCUUCUUCACACCCAGAGCGCGGCAGCCUGGCCCCAUCACUGAGGUGGAUGGCGCGGUGGCCACAGAUUUCUUCACGGUGCUGUCUACGGGCCAGCACUUCACGGAGGACCAGUGGCUGAACGUGCAGGCCUUCUCCAUGCUGCGGGCCUGGCUUCUGCACAGCGACCCCGAGGGCCCUGGUGCCCCAGAUGCAGACGACAGGUCGGAGCUGGAGGGCUCCACCCUGUCUGUGCUCUCUGCUGCCUCCACCGCCAGCAGCCUGCUCCCCCAGGAGCGACUCCGGGAGAAGGCCCUCGAGUACUGCCAGCGCCUCAUUGAGCAGAGCAACCGGCGAGCCCUGAGGAAGGCGGACUCCGACCUGCAGAAGGCUUGCCUGGUGGAAGCCGUGCUGGUGCUGGACGUGCUCUGCAGGCAGGACCCCUCCCUCCUCUACCGCACCCUCCCCUGCCUGAAGGCCCUGCACACCCGGCUGUGUGGGGACCCUCCCUGCGUGCGGGCGCUGCUGCCUGUCGCCCAGUUCUUCCUGAACCACGGGGAGGCCGCGGCCAUGGACUCGGAAGCCAUCUGCCAGCACCUGUUCACCAGGAUACCUUCUGAACUCUUCCACAGCCCGGUGCUGGCCUUUGAAUUCAUCCAGUUCUGCAGGGACAACCUUCACCUGUUUGGCAGAAACCUGGGCAUUCUCAGAUCAAGCUUCCCCAACCUCUUUAAGUUCCUGGCCUGGAACAGUCCGCCCCUCACCUCCGAGUUUGUGGCCCUGCUGCCGUCACUGGUGGACGCGAGCACGGCCCUGGAGAUGCUCCACGCGCUGUUGGACCUGCCCUGUCUGACUGCGGCCUUAGACCUGCAGCUCAGGUCGUUGCCAACUGUGUCGGCGGAGAGGCCGCUCUGGGACACCUCCCUUAGGGUCCCCAGCUGCCUGGAGGCCUUCCGGGACCCACAGUUCCAGGGUCUCUUCCAGCACCUGCUGCGAGCCAAGGCCAGUGGGACCACAGAGAGGUUGGCGCCCCUCCACCACCUGCUGCAGCCCAUGGCCAGCUGUGCCCGAGUGGUCCAGUGCGCCGAGGCUGUGCCCAUCCUGCUCCAGGUGUUCUUCUCGGCGGUUACGCAGUUCGCUGACGGGGCCCUGAUCAACCAGCUGGCACUGCUGCUACUAGAGAGAAGUGACUCGCUCUACCAGGUGCCCCAGUACGAGGCUCACGUGCACAGGGUACUGAGCUCCCAAUUCCUGGCCCUGUGUAAGCGGCAGCCCUCCCUGGUGGUGGAGCUGGCAAAAGAGCUGCUGGAGUUCGUGGGCAGUGCGAGCGGCGUCCGCAGCAGAGGGAGCAUGCUCACCUGUGUGGUGUGGGCAAUCGGCGAGUACCUGUCGGUGUCCUGGGACCGGCGAUGUACCGUGGAGCAGAUCAACAAGUUCUUUGAAGCCCUGGAGGCGCUGCUGUUUGAGGUCACCCAGUCCCGCCCCUCUGCCACCCUCCCCAAGUGUCCACCACAGGUCAUCACCGUGCUCAUGACCACACUGACCAAGCUGGCCUCCCGGAGUCAGGACCUAAUCCCUCGGGUCUCUCUGUUCUUGUCCAAAAUGAGGACCCUGGCCCAGAGCCCGGCCCUGAGCUCCAUGCACAGUGAGGCGGACGCAGCGGCCAUCUGCACGCGGGCCACCGAACUGCUGAACCUGCUGAAGAUGCCCAGCGUGGCCCAGUUUGUGCUCACGCCCAGCGUGGAGGUGUCCCACCCCCGCUACCACCGUGACAGCAACACGGCGCUGCCCCUGGCCCUGCGCACCGUCAGCCGGUUGGUGGAGAAGGAGGCUGUCUCCUGCCAGGGCGAGGGGGUGGGGACGCCAGUGAGGGGCCUGGUGUGAGGGCCGUGCCAGCUCAGUGAUGAGCGAAGGGGAAGCAGGAGCGUCGGGGCGGACCCAGCUCCCUCCGUGCUGGGAGUGCUGACAACUCUCACUCGCAACCUGCUGAGCUGUGUCCUGCGACAGCCCUGGUUUGUGGCCUUCGCCCCUCUGGGCGCUGGACUGGAGUUGCUUGGUCUGGCCUGUUCGCGUUCUGGAGAGAAGCAGAGGUCCAUAGUGAAAUGAAACCUCCCUUUUAAAGUAGCUGAACAUGGCCUGUCUCUUCGCUUUCCUUCCCUCCACCCAGUGGCAGCUCCCAUAGCUGCAGCAAGUCCAGGGGCGCCACCCGGUGCUGCCAGGCCCGGAGAGCCAACCCUGGGGACCAACAGCCAGGCACCUGGUGCUGUACCUCCCUUCUCAGUGCCGACGUGCAGGGGCUGAACCCACUCGACCCCUGUGUCCUAGAUGUCCCACAAAUAACAUCAUCAACACAGGCAGGCAGGCAGCAGUGUGAGCCCCCAGAGGUGAUAACUGCCACUGGGCAGUGCCCGUCAGGGGCCACCUUCUUGUGCUUCUGAAGUCUGGGUUCCCGACUGCCUGGGCUGGAGGUGCUGUCCCCUUUGCAGACCUGGAGCUUCCUGCGCUUGGGAGGAGGGCAGGGCUCCCAGCGGCCCAGACCCAGCCUCCUGCAGCCUUCUCUGAACAAACUCCCUUCACUUUGUUACUGGAGACAGCUGGGCGUGGUAGGGCAAGGAAGCCCCAUUCCACCCCGCCCCAGGGUGCCUGGGCAGCUUCCGCUGAGUUGGCUGCCGCUGGGUUUUGACUAAAGCCUGUGGCUGAGUCCAGGCUGCACCCUUGCUCCGCCUGGUGCGGGGAUGGGCCUGGGCCAGCAGGUGGUGCUGUUGCCCUGCGAGCCUGGAGCCCAG
Talpa occidentalis (Iberian mole) is the source of this 3404-nucleotide messenger RNA. RefSeq names its product AP-5 complex subunit zeta-1-like. The record is from RefSeq and is a predicted model, not a curated record. Gene Ontology annotation, cellular component: AP-5 adaptor complex. NCBI's taxonomy places the organism in Eukaryota, Metazoa, Chordata, Mammalia, Eulipotyphla, Talpidae.